This is a messenger RNA of Lathyrus oleraceus (garden pea), 1014 nucleotides long. RefSeq lists its product as uncharacterized. Gene Ontology annotation, cellular component: nucleolus. NCBI's taxonomy places the organism in Eukaryota, Viridiplantae, Streptophyta, Magnoliopsida, Fabales, Fabaceae. Gene Ontology annotation, molecular function: mRNA binding. The record is from RefSeq and is a predicted model, not a curated record. Bases 1 to 987 code for a protein of 328 amino acids. The transcript has 6 exons.
AUGGACUCUAACAUAAUUUACUGUCAAAUUUGUUCCUUUCAGCCCAAGGACCCGAAGCUUCAAGAUUUUCUUCAUGUCAUGCAACCUCGCGCAAAGUCUAAGCUGUGGGAAAACGACACUUCAGUUGUAUCCAAUGAUGGUAACAACCAAGCAGCAUUGAAUAAAGAUACGGAUGGUACAUCAAUUGCAAACCAUCCUAUCUUAAGCGACAGAAAAGUAGUUGGAUUACCAAAUAAUCCCGAUUCCGACAAGGAGGAGGAACUGGAAGAGCAUUUCAGUCAGUUUGGCGGUGUUUCACAGGUUCAUUUAGUUGUUGAUAAGGAAACGAAACGAUCCAAGGGAAUAGCUUAUAUUCAUUUCACAGUUCCAGAUUUUGCAGCCAGGGCGUUGCAAGAGUCAGACAAUUCAAUCUUCCAGGGAAGAUUAUUACAUGUUAUGCCAGCUAUACCAAGACGUUCAAACAAUGAAGAGAACAAUGUUUCCAAGGAUCAAGGAACAAAAACUCUCAAACAACGAAGAGAAGAAGAGAGGAAAGCAGCUGAAGCUAGUGGAGAUACCAGAGCAUGGAAUAGUCUGUUCAUGCGCCCUGAUACAAUUGUAGAAAAUGUUGCUCGGAAAUAUGGUGUUAGUAAAAGUGAUUUACUGGAUCGAGAAGCUGAUGAUCUUGCUGUACGUAUUGCUCUGGGAGAAACACAAGUGAUUUCAGAAACAAAAAAUGCAUUUAAAAAAGCUGGAGUGAACGUGGAAGCUUUGGAGGAGCUUGCGAAGGGUAAAGUUGAUGGCAUUAAAAGAAGUAACCAUGUAAUUUUAGCCAAGAAUUUGCCCUAUGGUGCUACCGAAAAUGAACUUGCAAACAUGUUUGGGAAAUUUGGUAGUUUGGAUAAAAUAAUUCUCCCCUCCACCAAAACAUUGGCCCUGGUUGUUUUCCUUGAAGCAGCAGAAGCUAAAGCUGCUUUUAGAGGUUUAGCUUACAAGCGUUACAAGUAAGAUUUUUUUGUUUCUUUUGUUCACAAG